This is a messenger RNA of Trichomonas vaginalis G3, 306 nucleotides long. RefSeq names its product RNA binding. The record is from RefSeq and is a predicted model, not a curated record. Bases 1 to 306 code for a protein of 101 amino acids. The transcript has a single exon. Lineage: Eukaryota; Parabasalia; Trichomonadida; Trichomonadidae. Gene Ontology annotation, molecular function: RNA binding.
AUGGUUGAUGAAACAGGAAAAUUCAAAGGUAUGGCUUUUCUAACAUAUCAAAAGGCCUCAGAUGCUAAAUAUUGCAUAAAGGAUUUGAAUGAUGCUAAUUUUGAAGGCAAAAGGCUCGUAGUUAGAGAAGCAAAAAAUCAAACGAAUUCAAUUAAAGAUCCAAAUAGGAAAAAGGAAAAGCCACCACCAUUCCAAAUUUGUUCGGAUAUUAAACAGACUCCUGAAAUUGUUCAAUACGUUGGUAUGUUGAAUCAAUUGAAAGAAACAUUCUUACGAGCUUGCGAAAACCUUGCUAAAGAAUCUUAA